This is a messenger RNA of Asterias rubens (European starfish), 1876 nucleotides long. Its product is annotated as mitochondrial potassium channel-like. NCBI's taxonomy places the organism in Eukaryota, Metazoa, Echinodermata, Asteroidea, Forcipulatida, Asteriidae. The coding region runs from base 506 to 1561 and encodes 351 amino acids. The transcript is spliced from 2 exons. The record is from RefSeq and is a predicted model, not a curated record.
GACAGGGCUUAGUUGCAUAAAUGUCAGCUCUGUAAAAACUGCUAAUCUAGAAAGAAAGAAACAUGAGGGAAAUGACAGCGGCUGGAGCUACGUGCAGCCGAUCGUGCGAUAAUAACUUGUUUUCCAUACAAGUACACAUGUGUAUAAUUACACUGGUACCAGUUCUGUCUGGCCACGAGGUUAUUAUGGAGUUUUGCAGACCUUGGCUGAACACCAGCUGUGAUGAUGAAACGUGCCUGCCUAACUGUUAAACGAAAAAGUAUUUGAUUGGUUGACGGUCGAUUUUAUUAUUAAUUUAAUCCAAUCAUAUACAAUCUUAUAAAUAACUUAGUUGGUAAUUAUGCACCCGGCAUUUAAUAACCUUUGACCCAAUGUCAUUUUAUUGUAUCACAUUUCACUUCAGAUGUGAGAACGAAAAAGGUGUGGUAUUUAUUUACAGAAAAUGUUAAAUCCGUCAUUAAUCACGAAUAUACUAAAGUGACAAGUAUUCUUUGAGUUAGUAAACAUGGCAAGGCAGUUUGACUUCAAGAAGCUGAUUUUUAUACGAUCUUUUCGAGCGGUGUCUUCCGGUUAUUCAUCGGUCUCUGGAUCGGGUAAACCACCGAUAGCAAGUGUUGUUAGCAAGCCCGACCAACCACCACUGGUGGCUGGCAGUGGUAGCUUAUUGAGUAAAAUAAAAGGAGAUGAGAAACUACACUCUUUGGUGAACUCAUAUGAAGAUAUUGUGGGAAUUGGAGAAGUCAAACGCGCUCAGGAAAAAGUCACUCAGAUUGAAAAGUUCUUCAUGGAGGUUCGUGAAAACGUCAAGAAAUCUUCACAAAAGUUACACAACGUCCAAUCUGACCUUCGAGCAGUACGAGCCAAGCUUGACAGAACGCCUCGCGAUGAUGCCAAAUUCUUAGAAUAUGCCACUGAAGAACAUCUUAUGAUCCAGAGUGAGAAGAAAAUCGAAGAAGAGCAUGAGGCGAUAGAGGACAUGGAGCGUAGUGCAUUCGCUAAGCUGUCAGUGGCCGUCAGAGAAAGCCAUGAAAAGCAAAGAUCACAAGAAGAGAGGACAAAAUAUUGGGGUGUUAUAGGAUCGAUUGUGGGAACAAUAAUAGGGUUAUUAGGUUCUACGAUGAUCAACCAAAGACGAAUGCAUGAACUGAGGACGAUGGUCAGUGAUCUUCAAAAGGAUAUUGGUCAGGACGGUCAGCUGAGAGAUCUUCAAGGGUUUGUGGAUAACAUUAGAGGUGUUGUGAAUGGUGCAGCAAAACAGGGUCAAGAUCUUACCAUCGCUUUGGACAGUCUUGCCCAACAGCAGCAAGAUGCGUUGAACACACAGGACAAGAAUAUCACAAAGAUGUUGAAGCAGCAGGAAGGGGUACUCUUACAGGAGCUUGAAGGGGUACGGCGAUUCGCUUCUAUUGGGUCAGGAGAUAUGACUACGCUGGAGGAGAUGGUUAAUGACGCUGAACAGAAACUAGAAUGGGAAAUGAAAUUGAGUACUUUAUCAACUGUUGUGUUUAUCUACGGUGCUUUUGCCCUAACCCUGCCUAUACUUUAUAGUAUAUUUAAAUGACAUUUUGAAAAGCAAAAUGAACCAUGUAUUCUGUUUAUAGAGUCAUUUUAUACCGUUUUGAUGAAGUUUCUUGAUUGUAUGCAAUUUUUUUAAAACAGCUCUUUGUAAUCAUGUUUCGGGGGGUAUUUUUCUGACAUAACUUAAGUUGAGUGUUUUAUAAAUUACAAUUGAAUACACACAUAAAUGCUUCCCAAUUUUCUCAUAACAUAAACAAAAACAUUGUUGUUAAGAUUUUAUAUUUCACUUUCCUGGCCCAGGGGUCGAUUUCACAAAACUCUUACUAACUUAGGACUAGUCCUAGGCAAUGCUAAGAGA